Molecule: messenger RNA, 2360 nt
Organism: Mus pahari (shrew mouse)
Lineage: Eukaryota; Metazoa; Chordata; Mammalia; Rodentia; Muridae
Gene: Pdgfa
Product: platelet derived growth factor subunit A
Exons: 6
Coding region: 565-1155 (196 amino acids)
Biological process (GO): positive regulation of protein autophosphorylation; positive regulation of ERK1 and ERK2 cascade; platelet-derived growth factor receptor signaling pathway
Cellular component (GO): membrane
Molecular function (GO): platelet-derived growth factor receptor binding; growth factor activity
Source: RefSeq, a predicted model, not a curated record
GCUGGGCCGCGCCGUGCCCGGCCCGGGGCGGCAGCGGCGAGAGGAAGGCCCGGGGACAGGCUCUCGGGACUGCCCGGAGCCCUCAGGGAGAGGCGAGGCGGUAGCUGGUACCGGGUAGCUGGUCCAGACAGGUGAUCGGUGGUGCGGCGGGAGCUGCAGCCACGCUCCGCGGUCCCCUCCCGGGGCUGACGGCGGCAAAUAUGCGGAUUUACCGGCCGGGUCGCUCCUAAAGCCAGCGACGGGGAGCGAGCGCGGCGGCGGCCAGCACGGGGAACGCACCAAGGAAGAAGCCCAGCCCCCGCCCUCCGCCCCUUCCGUCCCCACCCCCUACCCGGCGGCCCAGGAGGCUCCCGGAGCGACUCUGUUCCUCCUCCUCCUCCUCGCUGGCUCUGCACUCGCUGCUCGCGCCGAGCGCGCUCCGCAGGCUCCCUGCUCUCCGCGCCACCCUCCUCCGGGCCGCGCUCCCUGAGGGAUGGUACUGAAUUUCGCCGCCACAGGAGCCCGGCUGGAGCGCCCGCCCCGCGGCCUCGCCUCCCUGCCGAGCUUCCAGCGCCUCGGGACGCGAUGAGGACCUGGGCUUGCCUGCUGCUCCUCGGCUGCGGAUACCUCGCCCAUGCCCUGGCCGAGGAAGCCGAGAUACCCCGGGAGUUGAUCGAGCGGCUGGCUCGAAGUCAGAUCCACAGCAUCCGGGACCUCCAGCGACUCUUGGAGAUAGACUCCGUAGGGGCUGAGGAUGCCUUGGAGACAAGCCUGAGAGCUCAUGGGUCCCAUGCCGUUAACCAUGUGCCCGAGAAACGGCCUGUGCCCAUUCGCAGGAAGAGAAGUAUUGAGGAAGCCAUUCCCGCAGUUUGCAAGACCAGGACGGUCAUUUACGAGAUACCUCGGAGCCAGGUGGACCCCACAUCGGCCAACUUCCUGAUCUGGCCCCCGUGUGUGGAGGUGAAGCGCUGCACUGGCUGUUGUAACACCAGUAGCGUCAAGUGCCAGCCUUCACGGGUCCACCACCGCAGUGUCAAGGUGGCCAAAGUGGAGUAUGUCAGGAAGAAGCCAAAAUUGAAAGAGGUCCAGGUGAGGUUAGAGGAACAUCUGGAGUGUGCGUGUGCGACCUCCAACCUGAACCCAGACCAUCGGGAGGAGGAGACGGAUGUGAGGUGAGAUGAGCCGGCCGCCCUCUCCCGGGACACGGAUGUGCGUGGCGUGUGACAUUCCUGAACAUACUAUGUAUGGUGCUUCAUUGCCAAUGUGCGUGCAGUCUUUGUUCUCCUCCGUGAAAAACUGUGUCCGAGGACAAAGAGACAGUGUCCGUUUGUUCAGUGUGACAUCAAAGCAAGUACUGUAGCACUCAGAGAGACAGUGAGAAAGCUUCCUUGUCACAGAGAGCGAAAACAAAACCACAAAAAAGAAAAAAAAAAAACAAAAAAAACAAAAAAAAAAUUAAAAAAACAAAAAACAAAAAAACAAACCACACCCAACAACAAAACGCCCCACCAGAAGAAACAAGAAGACUGAAGUGGGCGACGGAAGGGCCGCCCUGCAGGACUGACCCUCGAGAGGUGGCUGAUGUUGGCCACCACCCUGGAUUCUGCCCGUGGGCACAGGUGCUUUUCGCCAAGGACGCCUGGAGCCCGCCUGGGAUGCUGCGUGCCAGCUCUGUGGGCACAGGAACUGAACAGGUGGGAGAUGCCCACGGCCUGGAAGCCACCACCUCGCUUGAGUCUGCCUAGGACCUUCCUGAUGGCCUUACGUGGAAUUUCUUUUUCUUUUUCCUUUCCUUCUUUUCUUUUCUUUUUUUUUUUUUUUACACCAUGAAGUAAGCUUCUUUUUAUUCUCUGCCUAGCUUUUUUUUUUUUUUUUUUUUUUUAAAUCUCUUGGAUGACAUUUUCGUCGAUAACACGCACGAGGCUGCUGUAAGUUGGGACAGCGAGACGGUUAUUUUUUUUCCUAGCCAAACUAAUGAGGUGUAUUAAAAUAAACAUGAUAUACCUACCUAUUUAUCAUUUCUGACACGCCUCUGCCUUCCUGUGUUCCUCCGCCCCUUUACCGUUUCUUCUAGCUUAAGACGUGAGGGGACUCUGGGGGUCAUUCAGUGUGGGGCCCCCUGGGGGCUCCCCCCACCCCUACCCCGUUGCUAAAUGGCUUCUGUGGCGGCAUGGAGACUUGACAGAGGUUAUUUUAUAGUAAGCUGUUGGGUUUCAAUGUUAAUCAGAAUUGUGUGUGCGUGGUUUCCUUGUUUUGUUUUGGUUCUGUAAAGGUGAACUUUGUAUUUUUAAUAUUAUCAGUUUAUAUACCUGAGAGCCUGCUAUAUAUAUUAUAUUUUAUUUUGAACUAAAAAGGAGAAAAAAAUCAACAAAACUUAAUGC